Closterium sp. NIES-65 is the source of this 3240-nucleotide messenger RNA. Lineage: Eukaryota; Viridiplantae; Streptophyta; Zygnematophyceae; Desmidiales; Closteriaceae. The record is from the annotation of a GenBank genome assembly.
AUGGACGUGGACGUGGACGUGGACGUGGACGUGGACGUGGACAUAGACGUGGAUGUGGACGUGGACGUGGACGUGGACGUGGACGUGGACAUGAACGUGGACGUGGACAUGGACGUGGACGUGGACGUGGACGUAGACGUGGAGGUGGACGUGGAGGUGGAGGUGGACAUGGACGUGGACAUGGACGUCGACAUGGACGUGGACGUGGACGUGGACGUGGACAUGGACGUGGACAUGGACGUGGACGUGGACGUGGACGUGGACGUGGACGUGGACGUAGAAAUGGACGUGGACGUGGACGUGGAGGUGGACGUGGACGUGGACGUGGACCUGGAGGUGGACGUGGACAUGGACGUCGACAUGGACGUCGACAUGGACGUGGACAUGGACGUGGACGUGGACAUGGUCGUGGACGUGGACGUGGACGUGGACAUGGACGUGGACAUGGACGUGGACGUGGACGUGGACGUGGACAUGGACGUGGACGUGGACAUGGACGUGGACAUGGACGUGCACGUGGACAUGGACGUUGACGUGGACGUGGACGUGGACGUGGACCACGUGGACGUGGACGUGGACAUGGACGUGGACGUGGACGUGGACGUGGACGUGGACGUGGACGUGCACAUGGACGUGGAAGACGUGGACGUGGACAUGGACGUGGACGUGGACAGGGAUGUGGACGUGGAGGUGGACGUGGACGUGGACGUGGAGGUGGACGUGGAGGUGGACGUGGACAUGGACGUGGACAUGGAGGUGGACGUGGACAUGGACGUGGACGUGGACAUGGACGUGGACGUGGAGGUGGAUGUGGACAUGGACGUGGACGUGGAUGUGGACGUGGACAUGGACGUGGAUGUGGACGUGGACAUGGACGUGGACAUGGACGUGGACGUGGACGUGGACAUGGACAUGGACGUGGACGUGGACGUGGACAUGGACGUGGACGUGGACAUGGACGUCGACAUGGACGUGCACGUGGACAUGGACGUGGACGUGGACGUGGACGUGGACCACGUGGACGUGGACCACGUGGACGUGGACGUGGACCACGUGGACGUGGACGUGGACAUGGACGUGGACAUGGAUGUGCACGUGGACGUGGACGUGGACAUGGACGUGGACGUGGAGGUGCACGUGGACGUGGAGGUGCACGUGGACAUGGACGUGGACGUGGACGUGGAUGUGGACGUGGACGUGGACAUGGACGUGGACGUGGACAUGGACGUGGACGUGGACAUCGACGUGGACGUGGACGUGGACGUGGACAUGGACGUGGAGGACGUGGACGUGGACAUGGACCGUGGACACGUGGAGGUGGACGUGGAGGUGGAGGUGGACAUGGACGUGGACAUGGACGUCGACAUGGACGUGGACGUGGACGUGGACGUGGACAUGGACGUGGACAUGGACGUGGACGUGGACGUGGACGUAGAAAUGGACGUGGACGUGGAGGUGGACGUGGACGUGGACGUGGACGUGGAGGUGGACGUGGACAUGGACGUCGACAUGGACGUCGACAUGGACGUGGACAUGGACGUGGACGUGGACGUGGACGUGGACGUGGACAUGGACGUGGACAUGGACGUGGACGUGGACGUGGACAUGGACAUGGACGUGGACGUGGACAUGGACGUGGACAUGGACGUGCACGUGGACAUGGACGUGGACGUGGACGUGGACGUGGACGUGGACCACGUGGACGUGGACGUGGACAUGGAUGUGGACGUGGACGUGGACGUGGACGUGGACGUGCACAUGGACGUGGAGGACGUGGACGUGGACAUGGACGUGGACGUGGACAGGGACGUGGACGUGGAGGUGGACGUGGACGUGGACGUGGAGGUGGACGUGGAGGUGGACGUGGACAUGGACGUGGACAUGGAGGUGGACGUGGACAUGGACGUGGACGUGGACAUGGACGUGGACGUGGAGGUGGAUGUGGACAUGGACGUGGACGUGGACGUGGACGUGGACAUGGACGUGGACGUGGACGUGGACAUGGACGUGGACAUGGACGUGGACGUGGACGUGGACAUGGACAUGGACGUGGACGUGGACGUGGACAUGGACGUGGACGUGGACAUGGACGUCGACAUGGACGUGCACGUGGACAUGGACGUGGACGUGGACGUGGACGUGGACGUGGACGACCACGUGGACGUGGACCACGUGGACGUGGACGUGGACCACGUGGACGUGGACGUGGACAUGGACGUGGACAUGGACGUGCACGUGGACGUGGACGUGGACAUGGACGUGGACGUGGAGGUGCACGUGGACGUGGAGGUGCACGUGGACAUGGACGUGGACGUGGACGUGGACCUGGACGUGGAUGUGGACGUGGAUGUGGACGUGGACGUGGACAUGGACGUGGACGUGGACAUGGACGUGGACGUGGACAUGGACGUGGACGUGGACGUGGACGUGGACAUGGACGUGGAGGACGUGGACGUGGACAUGGACGUGGACGUGGACAGGGACGUGGACGUGGACGUGGAGGUGGACGUGGAGAUGGACGUGGACAUGGACGUGGACGUGGACGUGGAUGUGGACGUGGACGUGGACAUGGACGUGGACGUGGACCUGGACGUGGACGUGGACUUGGACGUGGACGUGGACGUGGACGUGGACGUAGACAUGGACGUAGACAUGGACGUGGACGUGGACGUGGACGUGGACGUGGACGUAGACAUGGACGUGGACAUGGACGUGGACGUGGACAGGGACGUGGACGUGGACGUGGACAUGGACGUGGACGUGGACGUGGACGUGGACGUGGACGUGGACAUGGACGUGGACGUGGACAUGGACGUGGACGUGGACGUGGACGUGGACGUGGACAUGGACGUGGACGUGGACAGGGACGUGGACGUGGACAUGGACGUGGACGUGGACAUGGACGUGGACGUGGACGUGGACGUGGACGUGGACGUGGAGGUGGACGUGGAGGUGGAGGUGGACAUGGACGUGGACAUGGACGUCGACAUGGACAUGGACGUGGACGUGGACGUGGACGUGGACAUGGACGUGGACAUGGACGUGGACGUGGACGUAGAGGUCGACGUGGAGGUGGACGUGGACGUGGACGUGGAGGUGGACGUGGAGGUGGACGUGGACAUGGACGUCGACAUGGACGUGGACAUGGACGUGGACGUGGACGUGGACGUGGACGUGGACAUGGACGUGGACGUGACUUGGACGUGGACGUGGACGUGGACAUGGACGUGGACAUGGUAG